AUGGAUCCCACCCAACUUCCCAAUGAAAUCUUCGAUAUGGCCUUUGGGAUGCUGUCCAUCGAGGAUCUCUUGCGCUGCGAACGCGUCAAAAAGCGUUGGUGCGAACUGAUCAGGGGCGGACUAGAGACCUCUAAAGCCCUAUUCCGGUACGAAACGUCUAUGAAAGAACAAAGCAGUUCAGAUGGAAGGCAAGCCUUCCUACAAAAGACGUGGAAUAUUCAUCGUGGCGACUGUUCCACCGAAUCGGAAGUGCUCACCGAUUGUAUCGCACACCCUCUCCUGAGCCGCUUCAUCGAUCCCACGAAACUUCGGUCAGUCAUACCCUUCGACGACCCCGAUCUGCCCUACAUCAGCUGCUGGCACCUCCUUCGUACCCUCAACAGACGGAACGGAUUGCCCAAUCCGGAUGCGUCUUGGCGACAGAUGUUCAUAACUUGGCCUCCACUCAAGGAGAUCGAAUUACGCGUGAGCUAUAAGCUUCACAAUGGUCAGCCGGACCAGGAAGGACCCAAAGUCAUCAAGAUCUCUGAGUCUGAAGGCAUCAUGCUGAAUCACUUCUUCUAUGCCCUUUCUGGUUCUGCAACACUGAACCGGGGACGUCCUGCAGGUUCGAUAAUGGAAUGGGCCAAGGCAAUCCCCAAAAUUUGGUUUAGGAAAAGGUACAAGGGCAUGCGUAUCAGGGUGGUUCCAAUAAUCCGUGCGAAAGAGAACGAGCGAAAAACUGCUGCGGAAGAGGCAUGA
This is a messenger RNA of Alternaria viburni, 741 nucleotides long. RefSeq lists its product as uncharacterized. Bases 1 to 741 code for a protein of 246 amino acids. The record is from RefSeq and is a predicted model, not a curated record. The transcript has a single exon. Gene Ontology annotation, molecular function: protein binding. Lineage: Eukaryota; Fungi; Ascomycota; Dothideomycetes; Pleosporales; Pleosporaceae.